UCGGCGAUGGCAGACUCUGAUGCGCAAGAGACUCGCCAACCUGCAAAAGACUCGCCGUUCUCCAUAAAGAACCUGCUGAACAUUGAAGACAAACCCACAAAGCCCAAAAGCUUCCUCGGCUCGUCCAAAGCGGUGUUUGAAGGCAGCUUCUUCUCUCGGCUCGGUGACUUGUCUUUCCCUCGAUUCGAGUUGCCAACACAGAGAAUUGGACUAUCGGCGCAGUAUUUGGAGAGAGCGUCCACCUGGUGGUACCCGUACACGCUCGGGACGCAUUUGAGGACUGGAGGGUCCGAGAAGGCCAACCUGAGGGAAGCAUCGCCGGCACCGGACAGGCGCUCCCCGGAUCUCCCAAAAAGUGACCAUGAUGGCAAAGAGGAAAGCGCCGAGGAUGAUAUCGCCCUGGAUGACAGUGACUCGGAAGAACCGAAGAAAGAAAUAGACCAGGAGGACGACUGGAGGAGGAAAACGGGAGAUCUGGACUCCGAUAGCAAGCCCUGUCGGAAGAAGAAGACGCGCACGGUGUUUUCCAGAAGUCAGGUCUUCCAGCUGGAGUCCACCUUCGACAUAAAGCGCUACCUGAGCAGCUCGGAGAGGGCCGGCCUGGCCGCGUCCCUUCACCUGACAGAGACGCAGGUGAAAAUCUGGUUUCAAAAUCGGAGGAAUAAGUGGAAAAGGCAGCUGGCCGCGGAGCUGGAGGCGGCCAACCUGAGCCAUGCGGCGGCGCAGAGGAUUGUGCGGGUUCCCAUACUUUACCACGAGAACGGGGCCACAGAAACCGCCGGGGGCCCCGCUGCAAUCUCCCCGGGCAGCCAGUCACUCCUGGCUUUCCCCCACCACAUGUACUAUUCCCACCCGGUGCCCCUGCUGAGGCCUGUUUAA
Molecule: messenger RNA, 879 nt
Organism: Cyclopterus lumpus (lumpfish)
Lineage: Eukaryota; Metazoa; Chordata; Actinopteri; Perciformes; Cyclopteridae
Product: homeobox protein HMX3-B
Exons: 2
Coding region: 7-879 (290 amino acids)
Biological process (GO): regulation of transcription by RNA polymerase II
Cellular component (GO): nucleus
Molecular function (GO): DNA-binding transcription factor activity, RNA polymerase II-specific; RNA polymerase II transcription regulatory region sequence-specific DNA binding
Source: RefSeq, a predicted model, not a curated record